AUGGCUGCAGAAAAUCCAAAUGAAGGCAAAUCCCUUGCGGACCGGAUCACCAAGCCGGACGCGACCCAAGAGAGCUCGUCCGCUGGUAUUCCUAAUGUUGAUGGCGCAAGCGAAAGUCUCGGGGGCAGCAAUCUCCAGGAGCCAGAGUACGAUGUAGAGGUCAAACUCAGCGACCUGCAAGCCGAUCCUAACAACCCGUUGUUUUCUGUCAAAUCGUUUGAAGAUUUAGGCCUGUCGCCGAGCAUUUUGCAGGGCCUCUAUGCGAUGAAAUUCUUGAAACCGUCCAAAAUCCAGGAGCGCGCUUUACCUCUGCUCAUGCACAAUCCUCCUACGAACAUGAUCGGACAGUCUCAGUCAGGAACUGGGAAGACAGCAGCCUUCACUCUCAACAUAUUGAGUCGUUUGGAACUUGACACAGAAGAGAUGCGGAAAACACCACAGGCAUUGAUCCUUGCACCAAGUCGCGAGCUGGCUCGUCAGAUUGGAGGCGUCAUUAGCGAAAUGGGAAGAUUCGUGGAAAACUUGUCAGUAGGAAUGGCCGUUCCCACUGAAGGCAAGAGGCCCGCGCGAUUGGAACAUGCGGUGGUGUGCGGAACGCCUGGUACCGUCAUGGAUCUUAUCAAGAAACGCGUCUUGAUUGUGAACAAGCUGAAAGUUCUUGUUCUUGACGAAGCCGAUAACAUGCUUGACCAACAAGGGUUGGGAGAUCAAUGUAUUCGUGUCAAAGGGUUUCUGCCGAAGACCAUACAGGUAGUGCUGUUCUCUGCUACUUUCGACGAUCAAAUCCGCUUAUAUGCGGCGAAAUUUGCUCCUAAUGCGAAUGAAAUUUCGCUUAAGCAGGAAGAACUCACCGUGGAGGGUAUCAGACAGUUCUAUCUCGAUUGCGAUAAUGAUGAUGACAAGUACAAUGUACUUGUCAAGUUCUACGGGCUUCUUACAGUUGCAUCUUCAAUCAUUUUCGUGCAGACUCGCCAAACUGCUGCUGAGAUCGAAAAGCGAAUGACUGCGGAAGGCCACACAGUAGCAUCGUUGACCGGUGGCGUUGAGGGCUCUCUGCGUGACAAGAUCAUCGAUGACUUUCGUGAAGGCCGCGCAAAAGUGCUCAUUACUACCAACGUUCUCGCCCGUGGUAUUGACGUUUCAACUGUUUCCAUGGUUAUCAACUAUGACAUUCCUCAACACUUUGCCCCCGGCCAGCCACGCACCGCAGAUGCCCAAACAUAUCUCCACCGUAUCGGCCGUACCGGUCGAUUUGGACGUGUCGGAGUAGCCAUCUCGUUCGUUUCGAAUAAGGAAGAAUGGCAAAUGUUGAUGGACAUCCAGAAAUACUUCCACACAACCAUUGAAGGUAUCAACACUCGCGACUGGGAUGAGGUAGAAGCCAUGGUCAAGAAGAUAAUUAAAAACCCUCGGGCUCGAGGUGACUUCCCCAUGUCAACUGCUUGA
This is a messenger RNA of Talaromyces atroroseus, 1446 nucleotides long. Its product is annotated as ATP-dependent RNA helicase dbp5. Gene Ontology annotation, cellular component: cytoplasmic stress granule; nucleus. Bases 1 to 1446 code for a protein of 481 amino acids. Gene Ontology annotation, molecular function: ATP binding; RNA helicase activity; RNA binding. Gene Ontology annotation, biological process: poly(A)+ mRNA export from nucleus. The record is from RefSeq and is a predicted model, not a curated record. The transcript is spliced from 5 exons. NCBI's taxonomy places the organism in Eukaryota, Fungi, Ascomycota, Eurotiomycetes, Eurotiales, Trichocomaceae.